Glycine soja is the source of this 4671-nucleotide messenger RNA. RefSeq names its product probable phospholipid-transporting ATPase 8. Gene Ontology annotation, biological process: phospholipid translocation. Lineage: Eukaryota; Viridiplantae; Streptophyta; Magnoliopsida; Fabales; Fabaceae. Gene Ontology annotation, molecular function: ATP hydrolysis activity; ATPase-coupled intramembrane lipid carrier activity; magnesium ion binding. Gene Ontology annotation, cellular component: plasma membrane. The record is from RefSeq and is a predicted model, not a curated record. The transcript has 11 exons. Bases 791 to 4360 code for a protein of 1189 amino acids.
CUGUUUUUCUUUCGUGUACUUUUCAUUAUUUUUCUUUUGAACGAAAUGAAUGAAAGGUGAAGAAGUGAAUUGAAGUGAAGGCAGUAAAUAUUAUUAGCAGUAAUGACCUGCUCAGUAGUCGGUUCUAUCAAUGUUUCUCUGUCUCUCUCAUUUGUUUGCUUUUAGAAGCGGCAAAGUUAACUGCUACUCAUACCAAGCUCUUGCUUUUUGAUCCUCUCUCUCCUUCUCUGUUUCUCUCUCUAAAAUUCGGUUGAACUUGCAAAGAAGAGACAUCUGCAGCUUCCAUUGAGAGCAAGGAAUUCCAGAACAAAAACUCUACUUUAAGGGGGUUUUCAAAUGUUCAAGAACACUUUGUAGCUCAUUUUUGGCUGUGAUUGUGGUGCAGUUGAGGCUUUGUGUUCUUUUUUGAAUUGGGAAAUUUAAACGGAUCAAAGCAAAUCAAGUGUUUUUAUUAUUAUUAUUAUUUUCUUUUUCAUUUUUUAUUUUUAUCUUGGACUUGCCAUGUUGGGGGGUUCUUUUCAUAUUAAUUGAGUGUGGCCAUUAUUAGGUGAAGGGGUUGGCCUAAUUUUUAUUAUUUUUCCUUUAAUAAAAAAUUUUCUGGCCUUGUACUUUGCUGCUUUCAUUCUUCUUCUCAGAGUAGGUGAGGGUGUUGAUGCUGAGGAUAAAAAAAAACUGUGCUUGAGGGAGUUAUGAAUGAUGGGUGCUUCUUUGAUCCCUUGGAGAAUUAGAGGAUUAGUUGGAUUUUGUAAGUGAAGUGAAGCAGACACAUUAGACACACCCCAUUUGGAAAAUGCCUGAAGGGAGCAAAAGGAGGAUACGUUUCAGCAAAUUGUACAGUUUUUCUUGUUUGAAAUAUCCAUUCAGAGAUGGUCAUUCCCAAAUUGGGCAGAAGGGGUACUCAAGGGUUGUCCACUGCAAUGAUCCAGAUAACCCUGAAGCAGUUCAGUUGAAUUAUGGAGGAAAUUAUGUUUCAACAACCAAGUAUACAGCUUUUAAUUUCAUCCCCAAGUCUUUGUUUGAGCAGUUCAGGAGGGUUGCAAAUAUCUACUUUCUUGUUGUUGCGUGUGUUUCAUUUAGUCCAUUGGCACCUUUUACUGCUCUGAGUAUUGUUGCUCCUUUGCUGGUUGUGAUUGGAGCUACUAUGGCCAAGGAAGCUGUGGAAGAUUGGAGGAGGAGAAAACAGGAUAUAGAGGCAAACAACCGAAAGGUUCAGGUAUAUGGUAGAAAUUAUACAUUUGUGGAGACUAGAUGGAAGAAACUCCGUGUUGGUGAUAUCAUUAAAGUGUAUAAGGAUGAAUACUUUCCUGCUGAUCUUCUUCUGCUUUCAUCAAGCUAUGAUGAUGGGGUUUGUUAUGUCGAGACUAUGAAUCUUGAUGGAGAAACUAAUCUAAAAUUAAAGCAUGCCUUGGAGGUGUCAAUUCAUCUUCAAGAUGAAAAAUCUCUCCAAAAGUUUAAGGCUGUGGUUAAAUGUGAGGAUCCUAAUGAAAAUCUGUACUCAUUUAUUGGAACUUUACAAUAUGAUGGUAAAGAAUAUCCUCUUUCCUUGCAGCAGAUCCUGUUAAGAGAUUCUAAGCUGAAAAACACUGAUUAUAUCUAUGGCGUUGUUAUCUUUACUGGCCAUGAUACAAAAGUCAUGCAGAACUCCACUGAUCCUCCGUCCAAGAGAAGCAAAAUUGAGAGAAAAAUGGAUAAGAUAAUCUACAUCCUCUUCAGUACCUUGGUUUUGAUAUCCUUUAUUGGUUCUGUCUUUUUUGGUGUUGAGACCAAAAGGGAUAUUAGUUCUGGCAGGUAUAGAAGAUGGUAUCUUCGUCCAGACAACACAACGGUGUUUUAUGAUCCUAGAAGGGCAACACUUGCUGCUGUUCUUCAUUUUUUGACUGCUCUCAUGUUGUAUGGAUAUCUAAUUCCAAUAUCACUUUAUGUGUCCAUAGAACUUGUGAAAGUUCUGCAGAGUAUUUUCAUCAACCAUGACCAGGAAAUGUAUUAUGAAGAAACAGAUAGGCCAGCUCGUGCACGUACAUCUAAUUUGAAUGAAGAACUUGGUCAGGUUGAUACAAUAUUGAGUGAUAAAACUGGUACUUUGACAUGUAACUCGAUGGAGUUUGUCAAAUGUUCAAUAGGGGGCAUUCCGUAUGGCCGUGGUAUGACAGAAGUGGAGAAGGCACUUGCUAGGAGAGGAAAAGAUGUGGAAUCUGAAGUUGAUGGGGGAUCAUCUGAUUUGUUGGGUCAGAGUAAUGACUUUGUGGACUCUCGGCAUCCAAUUAAGGGCUUUAACUUUAGAGAUGAGCGGAUAAUGAACGGGCAAUGGGUUAAUGAACCAUAUACAGACUUCAUUCAGAGAUUCUUUCGAGUUUUAGCUAUUUGUCACACAGCUAUUCCAGAUGUAGAUAAAGAGUCAAGAGAAAUUUCCUAUGAAGCUGAGUCACCAGAUGAAGCGGCUUUUGUCAUAGCUGCAAGGGAGCUUGGUUUUGAGUUUUUUGCAAGGACACAAACAAGCAUAUCAUUGCAUGAAUUGAAUUAUGAAAGUGGAAAAAAGGUUGACAGAGUGUACCAGCUUCUGCAUGUCUUAGAGUUCAGCAGUUCCCGCAAAAGAAUGUCAGUGAUAGUGAGGAAUGAGGAAAAUCAAUUAUUGCUCCUAUGCAAGGGUGCUGACAGUGUAAUGUUUGAAAGGCUCUCGCAACAUGGAAGACAGUUUGAGGCUGAAACCAGGGAUCAUAUCAAAAGAUAUUCUGAGGCUGGUUUAAGAACCCUUGUAAUCACAUACCGUGAACUUGAUGAAGAAGAAUAUAAGUUGUGGGACAAUGAAUUUUCAAAGAUCAAAACUACUGUAACAGAAGACCGAGAUGCGCUGGUGGAUGCAGCUGCUGAUAAGAUGGAAAGGGAUUUGAUUCUUCUUGGUGCUACCGCAGUUGAGGAUAGACUGCAAAAGGGGGUUCCUGAAUGCAUUGAAAAGCUCGCCCAGGCAAAAAUCAAGUUAUGGGUAUUAACUGGAGACAAGAUGGAAACUGCGGUCAACAUAGGGUAUGCAUGUAGUUUACUAAGACAAGACAUGAAACAGAUAGUGAUCACUCUGGAUUCACCAGAUAUCCUAUCAUUGGAAAAACAAGGGGACAAGGAAGCUCUAUCAAAGGCCUCUAUUGAAAGCAUUAAGAAGCAAAUUAGAGAAGGAAUCUCGCAAAUCAAGUCUGCGAAAGAGAGUUCUAAUACAACUGGGUUUGGCUUGAUAAUUGAUGGGAAGUCCUUGGAUUAUUCUCUUAACAAGAAUUUGGAAAGGGCCUUCUUUGAGCUGGCAAUUAAUUGUGCUUCUGUCAUAUGUUGCCGAUCUUCACCCAAACAAAAAGCUCGUGUUACAAAAUUGGUGAAAUUGGGAACAGGGAAGACAAUAUUAUCUAUCGGCGAUGGGGCAAACGAUGUUGGCAUGCUUCAGGAGGCUGAUAUUGGAGUUGGCAUUAGUGGUGCUGAAGGGAUGCAGGCUGUAAUGGCAAGUGAUUUUGCAAUAGCUCAAUUCCGGUUUCUGGAGCGUUUGUUGUUGGUACAUGGCCACUGGUGUUAUCGGCGUAUAUCAAUGAUGAUAUGCUAUUUUUUCUAUAAAAACAUUGCAUUUGGAUUUACCCUAUUUUGGUUUGAGGCAUAUGCUUCUUUCUCUGGUCAAGCUGCUUACAAUGAUUGGUACAUGUCAUUUUACAAUGUCUUCUUCACUUCACUUCCAGUAAUCGCUCUAGGUGUUUUUGAUCAGGAUGUUUCUGCCAAACUUUGCCUAAAGCAUCCCUAUCUAUAUCUAGAGGGAGUAGAGGACAUCCUCUUCAGCUGGCCCCGGAUUCUUGGCUGGAUGUUGAAUGGAGUCCUUAGUUCUUUAGUGAUCUUCUUCUUGACCACUAAUUCUGUCUUGAAUCAAGCCUUCCGAAGAGAUGGCAAGGUGGUAGAUUUUGAAAUACUUGGGGUCACAAUGUAUACAUGUGUGGUGUGGACUGUGAAUUGCCAAAUGGCACUUUCCAUCAACUACUUCACCUGGAUACAGCAUUUUUUUAUAUGGGGCAGCAUUGCAUUUUGGUAUGUAUUUGUGUUGGUUUACGGUUACCUCUCUCCAGCCAUAUCCACUACAGCUUACAGGGUUUUUGUGGAAGCAUGUGCUCCAAGUGGUCUAUAUUGGCUGGUUACCCUUUUGGUUGUUGUGUGUGUGCUUCUACCCUAUUUCUCCUAUAGGUCUUUCCAAAGUCGGUUUCUACCAAUGUACCAUGAUAUUAUACAGAGAAAACAAGUAGAAGGGCAUGAAGUUGGCUUAUCUGAUGAUGAGUUACCUAAACAAGUCCAGGACAAACUACUACAUCUGAGAGAAAGAUUGAAGCAAAGGGAGUUGUGAAAAUGUAAAUGCUUCUAAACAUCCAUUCUUAGAAACUUGAAAUUGUAUUUAGUUUCUUGCUGAGUUGGGAAGUGGCAUUGAAGUAGUAGUGAGAAUUGCAAAUAGCUUUUAAUUUUAAUUCUUUACUUUUCCUCCUUCGGUUUCCAAUUUUUUUUUAAGAUAGAAGAGGCAGGAUUUGUGUAGCAGUCACCUGAUGUAGAUUAGCUAUGUAAAGCUUGUGUAAUUGUUGUGCCAAAAAAGGCCUUUCUAUUUGUGAACGGAAAAAGCAAUAGAUAUUUGAUAUAUACGAUCUUUAUUAUUGUCUGGUGGAA